GGUCCUCACUGGCACUCAAGCACAAGGAUAAGCAUAGGCAUGGAUCCACAACCUGAGCACGGUAUUAUGGCGCUCGUAAACUAUUCAUCCACACGUUAUGAUUAGCCACUUCUGGCGUGCACCACAUCUGAAAUACUACUGAUGCCAUGGCGAUAAGAGUGGAAUUGGAUCAACUGCUGAAUCUCUCCUUGGGCACUCCCGAACUCGGAGCAGUAAACUUCAAUAUUCUUCAUGGAGUAAUACGAGAGAUUCUCAAUCAUUUAGGUAUUGAAAAGAAAGCGAAAGAUAUCGUAGAUAAUGGGCAUUUUAAAGCGGCAUUUGCACUGCUUAAAACCAAUCAAGAAAGUUUUCAAAGUGGAGAAAAAGGCGAAGAUGUCGAACGCUCUACUGGAGAGAGAGGAAAUACCGAUAAAACACCUUUCCCUGUUGCCGUAUCAUCUCCACCAUUUCAGAGUAAUUUGGAGUCUAAAGUAGCAAGUAUCGAAAAAAGGUUGGACGUAUUGGACGAUUUGCCAAGUGACACCGAAAUUCUUCAACGUUCUAAGCAAAAGAAGGAAGGUAGAACGCCCGUCGGUGAUAUGUGGCAGUUUAUAAACAUAAACAGAAGACUUGGUGCCACCGAAACUGGCAUUGAAAAGCUUACCAGCCUUUUAGACACUAUGAUGAAAGAAGUGAGUGAAGUCAAGGAAACUGCAGCAGAAAUUGAUGAUUUAAAGAAUAAGUUUACAGAGUUGGAGAAACUGAAUUCAAGUUUAAGUGAAAGAAUUUCAGCAUUGGAGAGUGUAGACAACUCUGAAGAAAGAAAGAAAAUGGAAGAUUUGCUAAAGGAGAUGCAACACCUGAAGAAACAAGUAGAUGGACUUCCCACCAUGGAUGAUCUCAACAAUCUGGAUAUUUAUGUCAAAUGGCCACAGCUUGAAGAAGCCUUAAAUGCAAGGAGGAGUCGCACUCCAUCUGCAAAGUCCAGAGCUUCAACCCCUAAACCAAGAACCCCCACUCCACCACCACCAAGAACGCCCAGUCCUCCUCACCCUUCCCCUGAGGCACUGGAAGCAUUAAGGCAAAUAGGGGAGCUAAUGGAUAAACAUGAAGUUCUUAUUGAACAAGUGGAUGUUCUAGAGGAACAAAUGCCUAAAAAGGCUAACCUUGAGGAUUUGGAUGAACUGAGAAAAAGACCUGAUGUUCCAGAUGAUAUUCUGGAUCAACUGAAGCUGUUGAAAGAUGGACUUGAUGCUAUAAAUAAAUGGAAAGAGGAGAAAACCAUUCCAGCUGACCUGGAAUCCCAAUUAGCAUCUCUGAGGGAAGGACUGUCAUUACUCAAUGAUAACAAGCAACAGAUUGAAAGCAUGAAAGAACAGCUCCAGAGUCUAAAGAAAGUGUCUGAUAUGCUGAGCUACCACAACGAAAAGCUUCAAAUGAUCCCUGAUGAUUUAUUGGACCAACUUAAUAAGCUUAAAUACUUGGAAAAGACAAUCACUCAAAUGAAAGAGUUUAACGAUCAGUUACCGUCAAGACUGCAACGUAUUGAAGAUCGUCUGAAAGAAGAUACCGAACGCGAAAUCAGAACUUUAAGAGAUGGUCUCCGCCUUCUAAACAACCAGUUAGAAAAGUACAAGAAGAUGAGAGAAACAAUACCUAAUAGUGCGUCCUCUGGGAAAGGAAAGGAUGGUGAUGCGCUCAGUGCUUUAAGGAGCAUGCUUACUGAACUACAAGGAGAACAGGAAAAACUAAACAGUACAACUAAAGAACUUAUAGAGGAACAUAACAGGAAACAGAAACAUAUUGACGCCUUGUACACGUAUGCUGACAGACUGCAAGAGGUCAAAGCUGAUAAAGAACAGGUUGCAAUGGAAAUGGAUGUGAAAGCUGAUAAACGUGCAUUGGAUAACUUGAUUAGUCGGAGCAAAUUUGACCAGAGUAUAGGUGGUUUGGAACAGUCAAUGCAGGAGCUUUUACAUAGAUUAGAUGGACAGGAAUCAUCAUUAAGCGAUGCCUUGGCUCGACUUGCAGGCGACAUUGAUCAGAAACUUGAUAGAUUGGAGCUGGAUCCACUGAAGGAUUACUUCGAAAAGAAGAUUAAAAACAUGAAGUGUAAACACGUUGAUUUACCUUUAUCCGAUGAUCCAGCUGCUGGAUUCCGCAAGGCUUUGCUUAGAUUUCACUGUAUUUCCUGUGACAGACCAGUUGACAUGAUACCUGGCCAUCCCAAUCCAGCUCUUCCCCAGACUCCUGGUCUUCCUCCAUCUCGUUCAGGCCGCCCUUACACUACUUUUGAACUUGAUCAGAUACGUCAGAUGCAUCGAGGUGGGUACACUUACGAGCAAGAAGUAGCCACAACAACAGCUCGAGCAUGUGGAGGAAGUCAUACAGUGACCUUUCCACACAGAAGGACGGCCAGAUUCAACCAAUACUAUUACUACAGGGAAGAUGACACACCAGUUCCAAUUCCUCCGAGGGAUGAAACAGAGCUGAUUGGUCAGGAUGGACAUAUCUACAAAGGACGUUUUGAUGGAAACAUGGUUGGAGUGGCUGAGUUGCCACCGCAGAACCCUAAGUCUCCAAGAGCCAUGUCGGCGAAAAGAGCUUCUAGUCCUCAGCCUCCUCGCAAUGGCAGUCCAAUUACUAGGCGUCCUCGAUCUGCUGCGGUGCCAACUUCACCAAGGAACCAAAAGGAGGAGGAGGUGGAGCCUGCGAGGGUUGUUGUACCGUGAAAACAAGAUGGAAAAUCUAUGUUAUUAAUAUAAAUUGCGAUAUUUAAUUCAAAGACGGGACGGAGGAUUUGUACACAGAAACCAAGUCUUAGCCUGUCUACGUGAUCGGCUUUUUGAUUUUAUGAAAAUUUUGAUUAAGUCUUCAACAACAAAGAAAAAAGAAAUGGUAUUCGACCAUCUGUAUGUAUUGUUAUAGAUCUAUUUAUAACAAAGUGAAUUACAUUGCGUAUUGCGGAACGGAUCUGUUCUCAGCUGAAAGAAUAGCGACGAGCGUUAAAGCAGUUCUUUUCCCUUUCAUCAAAAGACAUACGUAGUAGUUAAUAAGUUAUUUGUAUUGGGUAGUCAGCAUGAGAAGAUGCUGCAUGGACAAUAUUCGCACUCAAUCCAAACACACGUGAUUAUUGUUUAAAUCUCAAUGAAGUUGCGUUUUUAAAUAUGAUGUAAAUAAAGAAGCACCGACUAAAACAAAAAAAAUUAAAAAAAAAAAAAAAAAAA
Molecule: messenger RNA, 3206 nt
Organism: Pocillopora damicornis (cauliflower coral)
Lineage: Eukaryota; Metazoa; Cnidaria; Anthozoa; Scleractinia; Pocilloporidae
Source: RefSeq, a predicted model, not a curated record